AUGCACGAGCGGGAAGCGGAGUGGCUGCUGAAGGCGGAGAGGAGGGCGGCGAGCAGCGCUCGCCAAGUCGCGCCCCCCGCUAGCCCUGCUCAACGCGGCACACAAACACCGCCCUCCUCCGGCAGUGUCGUGUCGCCAUCCGUCAUCGCGCUAUCGACCCCCCUCUCGCCCCCGCACGCGCCCUCACACGAACCACCGCCGCCAGCGCGCCACCUUGCUCCCUUGCACAGCCCCACUCCCGCGCACGCCGCCGCUGACGCCAGCCCGUCGCCUCGUGGCCCGCCUCAUGGCGCGUCGCCCCUCGCGCCUCUCGCGCAGCAGGGUGCCCGCGGUGACUCCAAGCCAUCGCCGUCGCGCCACGUGCAGCGCGUGUUCGUGUCGCUCAUCGUGGUCUUCGCCGCGUCGCUGCUGCUCCUCUCGCAGCUCCCCUUCAUUAUGUCCGUGCUGUCCCCCUUUUUGUCGCCGUUCGAUAUAAGCGUGGAGGAGGCGGAGCAGGUGGAGCAGGCGGGGGCGGCGCAGGUGGGCGGCGUGUGGUCGCAGCUGCGGCAGCACCGCGGAAGCCUCGCGCUGCUCUUCCUCACGCGCGGCCCCAUCCCCCUCGCCCCGCUCUGGGAGAAAUUCCUCCGGGUGCGUCGCUGCCUCGUGCGCCUCCCCCCUGCGGCCCCCCUCUUCGUGCGUCCCAGCUCGUGCCUCCCCCCUCGUGCCUCCCCCCUCGUGCCUCCCCCCUCGUGCCUCCCCCCUCGUGCCUCCCCCCUCGUGCCUCCCCCCUCGUGCCUCCCCAAUCUGGCAUGUUGA
Messenger RNA from Closterium sp. Naga37s-1, 795 nucleotides. The record is from the annotation of a GenBank genome assembly. Lineage: Eukaryota; Viridiplantae; Streptophyta; Zygnematophyceae; Desmidiales; Closteriaceae.